GCCACAUGACGGAUCCAUGACUGUCAAUCAUCAUAAACAACCCCGGCGAGCCACGCGACCGACCACCGACGAUGUCAAUGGAGCGCUAUGGCACCAAGAUAUGAAGUCAAGACAUGGAGCCAGUUGGCGCUCGCGAUCGUCUUGACCGUCACCGAUGUUUUGCACACUUGGAUCUGCAAUUUCAUAGCUUGGUCCCGCCGCAAGCCCGUGAAAGAAGAAAUGCUCGAAAGACUCGCCUCUGCUACGGACUAUGACGAGUGGCUCAAGGCGGCUCAGGCUCUGGACCUCCUUCCCGCCGCUCACAGUUGGCGUCUCAACCCUGUCGAUUCUCAAUAUGACUUCCGUCUAAUUGACGAGCGCAGAAGAAAGCUUUAUGCCUUGCGCAAAACUGAUGAUAUACCUGAGUUGACAUCGUACUUGCGACAUGGCUUAUUCCGGAACAUGUACGGUAUCACGAAACUGGGGCUUUACGACAAGACUUAUUCCUGCACGAAGGAAAGUAUUCACAUGUGCUUGGAUGUGACCGUGGACAGCAUUCAUUCGAUUGCUGAUUCAGCCACUGCUGAGACUAGGCAAGAAGGACGACUGAGCGCACAAGAAUGGAUAGAUAACAUACACGAUGCAAAGCAAACCUUCGGACAGACUGCACUCAUGUUGCAGGGAGGAUCAAUUUUCGGCCUCUGUCAUUUGGGAGUAGUAAAAGCUUUGCUACAUGAAGAUUGUCUACCCAGAGUCAUUGUGGGCACAGCCACUGGUGCGCUCAUGGCCGCUCUGGUCGGCAUUCACACCCGAGAGGACUUGCCCAAAUUUCUGUCAGGGGAAAGGAUCGAUCUGAGUGCAUUUGCAGCUUCUUCCCUUGAGGCCAAGAAGCGAAAUGCAGAAGAGUUGGAUCUGGUCGGUCGGGAGGCACCAUCUAGCAUACUUCCAGAUUGGUUCACUAUCCUGGGGCGGCGGCUUCAACGACUUGCAGCGGAGGGUUUUCUGCUGGACCCAGACGUCCUUAAUGAGUGCGUCGAGGCCAAUGUCGGUGACAUCACUUUCGAGGAAGCAUACAACCGCACUGGUUGCAUUCUCAACAUUGUGGUAUCGCCACCCACCGAUGAGAUACCAAGUUUGAUGAACUACCUCACUGCGCCCAAUGUGCUCAUUCGGUCUGCGGCCAUGAUCUCACAUAACACAAACAUGGAUCCCGAGAAGCGUCGUUCGCGCGUCCAUCUCCUGUCCAAAAAUGCGAAGGGUACAAUUGAAAGCAGACCUAUAUAUCUGCCAGCACAGCCAAGCAUUUCUUACGAACAGCCAAAUGAAUCCGAACAUCCGACACGCAGACUACGACAGCAAUUCAACGUGGAGCACUUUAUUAUCAGCCAAGCGCGUCCCUAUCUCGCCCCCUUUGUACGGCCAUCUUUGCCAUACGUUCGCGGAACAAGCAGGAGCUGGAUACCAUACAUCUUGUCGGGACUCUUGAAGCACUCACUCCAGCUCGCUGACACAUUCAAUCUCCUUCCGUCAAACAUCAGCCGUAUUUUAAGCGAUGAGAAGAUACAAGGUGACAAGUUCACAUUAGUGCCAGAGCUCUCAGUUACAGACUGGACGCGACUUCUCAAGAAUCCAUCAAAAGAAGAAAUGGAUUUCUGGAUCCUGAAAGGCGAACGAUGCGUCUGGCCAAGCUUGUGUGCGUUGAAGGCCAGGAUGGCCGUGGAGAUGGCGCUCGAUUAUGCAUGGACAGAGGUGGAGUUGAAGAAAUCGGGAAAGCCUAGCUCAAGCAAGAGGAAUCCGGUCGACAAGCAGAGCUUGGUCGCACUACCUCCACAGCCGGUGUACAGAGCUGAUGAAGAUGGCGAUUGGCAAAGUCGGAAAAGGAAGACAUCAGCAGAUCAAAAUGCAUGAUAGUGCUGUGAUCGAUGCAAAAUGCGGAAACAGAAAUGGAAGCAUUCCUCGAUUCUGCCCUCCGACGGAAGCGACCAACAGCGACGAGACCAGCGACUGUUAGUCAUUUUUCUAAUUAUAUCAGCCAUCUCCGGUUGCGCUUGGGUGGUAUGCUUGCAUCCGGUCUAUGCUUGUGUACAGUUCCAAGCAUGCAUUCGUGGAACGCAGGGAUAUAAGCUCGAGACUGACUAAAGAAGUUAUUAGUUGCUUAGGCUCCAUAUCGACGUAGACGACCUCUCAGGGCUGUUCUUCCACCAACCGAAGUCUGGCGAUCAAGGCAAGAAUGCUUUUAGAUCGUCUGCUUACAAAAGAAGCACAUGCUCAGAAAUCGACAUAUCCCCUGCGAUCCGUUCCCC
Molecule: messenger RNA, 2282 nt
Organism: Cercospora beticola
Lineage: Eukaryota; Fungi; Ascomycota; Dothideomycetes; Mycosphaerellales; Mycosphaerellaceae
Biological process (GO): lipid metabolic process
Molecular function (GO): triacylglycerol lipase activity
Source: RefSeq, a predicted model, not a curated record